AUGAGGCGCAUGACCUUCGCCGAUAUCUAUGCGAUACGUAGUAUCGAAAAGGACAGGUUCACCGAACUCUAUGGCUUCGCCGAGUAUUUGAUGUUCCUAGUUUAUUACCCUAACCUGUGCCUAGUUAUCGACGUUGAUGGCGAACUUGCCGCCUUUAUAAUUGGCAAAACGGAAAUAGAGAACGGGGACACAUACGGACACGUCUCGUCCUUGGUAGUGCGUCCGGCGUUCAGAAGGCAAAAGUUUGCGACGCGGUUGAUGCAGGAGUUUGAACGGGUGUGUCGCGAGGAGCUGCGCUGCGCAUUCGUAAACUUUUUCGUCAAUCCGGAUAACAAGGCCGCGUUGGCGCUCUACGAGAAGCUGGGGUACCGCGUACACUGCAGGCUCCCGAAGUACUACAACACCGAAAACGACGCGUAUGAUAUGCGCAAGCCGAUAAACGCAGAAUCGUCGUGA
Messenger RNA from Babesia bigemina, 456 nucleotides. RefSeq names its product acetyltransferase, GNAT family protein, putative. Gene Ontology annotation, biological process: N-terminal peptidyl-methionine acetylation. The record is from RefSeq and is a predicted model, not a curated record. The transcript has 2 exons. Gene Ontology annotation, molecular function: protein-N-terminal amino-acid acetyltransferase activity. Lineage: Eukaryota; Apicomplexa; Aconoidasida; Piroplasmida; Babesiidae. Gene Ontology annotation, cellular component: NatB complex. Bases 1 to 456 code for a protein of 151 amino acids.